This is a messenger RNA of Gymnodraco acuticeps, 2111 nucleotides long. It is a transcript of the gene taf15, whose product is annotated as TAF15 RNA polymerase II, TATA box binding protein (TBP)-associated factor. The record is from RefSeq and is a predicted model, not a curated record. Gene Ontology annotation, molecular function: transcription coregulator activity; RNA binding. NCBI's taxonomy places the organism in Eukaryota, Metazoa, Chordata, Actinopteri, Perciformes, Bathydraconidae. Gene Ontology annotation, cellular component: nucleus. Bases 212 to 1687 code for a protein of 491 amino acids. The transcript is spliced from 16 exons. Gene Ontology annotation, biological process: regulation of DNA-templated transcription.
UCCCGCUGUAAGACAGUAGGUGGCGGCCUUGUGACUUCUCGUUGAAUAGGAGCAGUGUUUCCAACAGGAAGAAGAAGGGCAGCAUUAAGGGAACUGUCGCAGAGUGAUCGGCUCAAUUCUGUGGCGCUGCGUACAUUCAACCAGCGUUUUUAUCAGCUAAUCAGAAGAAACACACUUCAUUGUAUUUUAACUAUAUAUACAACGUCACAGAAUGGCCACUGAUUCAGGCUACGGUGGCUCACAGAGCUAUGGGUCAUACGGCGGUCAGCAGAGUGGACAGGGUUAUGGACAAGGAAAUGGACAGAGUUACCCUGGCUAUGGACAGCCAGGUGCUGCACCAGGCGCUGCACCAGGCGCUGCAACACAAGGCGCUGCAACACAAGGAGGCUAUGGCCAACCUCCUCCGGAACAGAGCUUUGAUACGUACGGACAAGAUUCCUCUGGGUAUGGCAACAAAUCGUCGUCUUACGGGCAGCAAAGCUCCUAUGGUAGCCAGGCUCCAGGUGGAGACAGCUAUGGACAGAGUUCCUACGGAGGCCAGAGCCGAGGAGGACCACCACCAGCACCACCAGCAGCAGCAGCAGCACCCGCAGCACCAGGAGGUGGCAGCAGCUAUGGUAGAUGGAGCGAAGGUGAAGGAGGGGGUCAGGGUUCGAGGUUUGGACGAGACCAGGGAGACCGUGCAGAUGGAGAAGGGGGCUACAGAGGCCGUGGGGGUGGUGGCAGCGGUGGUGGCUAUGACCGUGGCAGCAGCGGUGGAUACGACCGUGGCAGUGGUGGUGGAUUCGACCGCGGUAGUGGAUACGACCGCGGAGGAAGAGGAGGACCUCCUGGUAUGGGAGGUGGUGACCGUGGUGGCUACAAAAAUUACGGUGGCUCUCGAGACUUGGACUCAAGGGAUGAACACGAUGAUCAGGACAACUCUGACAACAACACCAUUUUUGUCCAGGGACUGGCAGAAGACGCCACAGUUCAGGAAAUUGGUGACUACUUCAAGCAAAUAGGAAUCAUCAAGUUGAACAAAAAGACUGGCCUGCUUAUGAUCAACAUCUACACGGAUAAAGCCACCGGUCAGCCAAAGGGUGAAUGUACCGUGUCCUUCGAUGACCCGCCCUCUGCCAAAGCUGCUAUCAGCUGGUUUGAUGGUAAGACCAGUGCAAGGAGUUUAAACGGGAAAACUCUCAAAGUAUCGUUUGCCACCCGCAGAGCGGAGUUCACACAGAGAGGAGGAGCAGCAGGAGGUGGAGGCGCAGGAAGAGGAGGAGGAGGAGGACGUGGAGGAGGUGGGGGUUUCAGAGGCCGCAGCAGUGGUGGAGGAGGCGGAGGAGGUGGAGGAGGCGGACCUAACUUUGACAUCAAGGGAGGAGACUGGCCCUGUCCCAACAGCUCUUGUGGCAACAUGAACUUCGCCCGGCGGCAGGAGUGUAACAAGUGUGGCGCUCCCAAACCAGGAGAUGCCGGAUUUGGUGGAGACCGUGGAGGCAGAGGAGGGUUUGGCGGAGACAGAGGCGGUGGCUUCAGAGGUCGUGGAGGAGGUUUCCGUGGUGGAGAUCGUGGUGGAGAUCGUGGGGGAGACCGUGGGGGAGACCGUGGAGGCUUCGGAGGUGGCGGAGGAUAUGGAGGAGGAGGUUACAAGAUGGGAGGAAGAGGUGACCGUCGAGAUGACAGAAGAGAGCGGCCAUACUAGGAGUUGAGCAGAUAGAAACCACUCCAGCCCUUGAGUUCGCCAUGGAGGGAGGGUUUAGUUCGGGAGAACCUGGAGAAAAGGAACAUCUAUCCGAACGUCUUAUCACCGAUUUAUGUUCCUUUUUCAAAGCCAGACUAUCCCAACUAUUACUGCUCAUCUGAGCGCAGGACGGAGAUGUUGAUCUACUGUAAAGGGACUUUGGGGCGGAUUGGCACUGUUGGCAUGUGGUCAAAUGUAUUUUUUGUUUUUUUCCCCCCUCUGCUUUUUUGUUUUAUUUCCUUGUACAUCUUUUUAAUUUCCUCUCAGAUUCUAGUCGCAGGCGUUUUUGUGAGGUAGACUUCGUACCAUGUUUUGUAUGAACCGAUUAAAUGUUUUACUUGGGUUCUUUUUUUUUCAAAAUAUUAAAAAUAAAACUGUGAUCUUU